Molecule: messenger RNA, 1203 nt
Organism: Eruca vesicaria subsp. sativa (arugula)
Lineage: Eukaryota; Viridiplantae; Streptophyta; Magnoliopsida; Brassicales; Brassicaceae
Source: the annotation of a GenBank genome assembly
AUGCUUGUUAUGUUUUGUUUUACGCACACCUCUCAUGGACUGAUUAUGAAAGAAUCAGCUGGUAUCAUGAAUGGUUUCACGACGCUAACUAACACCAAGAAGAACUCUUAUGGUCAAGCCUUCAACGACAAACCAUUCCCUUUCAAGAGUUCUGCAAACGGUACACUGACUUCUUUCUCUUUCACCUUCUUCUUUGCUAUCGUCCCUGAGCAUUAUAACCAAGGAUCUCACGGUAUGGCCUUUGUGAUCUCUCCCACGAAAGGCAUUCCCGGUGCAUCUGCUGAUCAGUACCUUGGUAUCUUCAACGACAGAAACAACGGAGAUAGCUCUAACCACAUCAUUGCUGUUGAGCUCGAUAUACAUAAAGAUGAUGAGUUUGGUGACAUUGAUGAUAACCAUGUUGGUAUCAACAUAAAUGGCAUGAGGUCUAUCGUAUCUGCUCCUGCUGGUUAUUAUGAUCAAAACGGCUCCACUGGAUCACUUGGAGCAAUACAUUACAUGCUGGUGUGGUAUGCAUAUACCUUCAUCAUUGUUCCGCAGCUGGAUUUUGAAAUACCGACCUUUCCUCCAUAUCCCAAGGUAGAGUCUAAGGUAAAACUGAUUGUUUUAGCAACUUCAUUGACUUUGGCUCUCUUUGUUGCGUUUGCUGCAUCAGCUGUAAGUCUUUUCUUGUAUAAGAAGCAUAAGAAGGUCUUGGAGGUUUUAGAGGAAUGGGAAAUAGAAUGUGGGCCUCAUAGGUUUGGUUACAGUGAACUAUAUAAAGCCACAAAUGGUUUCAAGGAACUUUUAGGUGAAGGAGGGUUUGGUAAGGUCUUUAAAGACACACUUCCAGAGUCAGAACAGGCCGUUCUUCUGGAGUGGGUGGUUACUUGUUGGAAAAAAGAGGACAUUAUAGAGGCGGUUUGUGAAAGAAUCAAACAAGAUCAUGACAAGGGACAGCUAGAACUACUUCUCAAGCUAGGUGUGUUGUGUUCACACCAGGCUGAAGAGGUUAGGCCCAAUAUGUCUACGGUGGUUAAGAUACUUGAAGGAGUUUCUGAGCUUCCUGAUAAUGUGCUUGAUAUUGUUAGAACUGAGAAGAAGGGAAAAUGGUACGAGAAGUAUAGCGAGGUGCUUGAUUCGGUGACGAAUGUAGAACCAACAAUUUACUUGGACGCUACGGAACCGAUAGCCUCCUUGGAGCGGACAAGGUUGCUUCUCUAG